This is a messenger RNA of Schizophyllum commune H4-8, 1680 nucleotides long. RefSeq lists its product as uncharacterized. The transcript has a single exon. Bases 206 to 1435 code for a protein of 409 amino acids. Lineage: Eukaryota; Fungi; Basidiomycota; Agaricomycetes; Agaricales; Schizophyllaceae. The record is from RefSeq and is a predicted model, not a curated record.
GACGACCAAGUUCAACAUGAACAAUCAUGAAUGUAACCGGCAGAUGCCGAUUUAUCAACGGACCCGGCCCUUCUGGCCGCAGUGAUCCCCAGUUGGUGGCACCUUCCUGAACGCGUCGCAACGCCCUUGACUCUCGCCACCGUCGUCGUCUGCGUCAUCAUCGCCGUAGCCGCCGCUGUCCCCAAUCACCCGUCCUACCGCCAUCAUGCCCGCCGAGCCAGCGCGCACGUAUCUGCAGCCGCAGAAGUCGCCGUCGCGUCAGAGCCUUAGCCUCCGCAAGUCGAGCGCCUCUUUGCGCGGGCUCCCUGACGAGAAUGCAGUCGGCCAGCACUCUUUGGCGCACGAGCUUGCUGUCGCGCUCAUGCCUGAGCCUAGCGCGGGUUCGCGUCUGUUGGCAGAAGAGUUCGGCAUCGAGUACGACGAAGGGGCAGAGGGUAUUGACAGCGACCCGCACGCCGCGGAGGGCAAUCCGGACAUCAAUGUAGAGGAACCCUCCUUCGCCGAUCACUCUUUCGACGCCACGCAAGACGAAGAACCCUCGGAAGGCGCCACCGAGGAUGUGCCUCAGGACAUGGACCCCGAGUUUGGCGAGCCAGCGCCAGCACCACAAAGGGCCCCGCGCGCACCAGAGCAAGAUCCUAUGCAGGUGCUCGCGCAGAACCUCGAGUCCACAGACAAGUUCCUCGUUCACCUCCGCACGGUAGAUUCCACCGACGCGAACCCCCUCCAACAUCAAUCCACGCUCGAGCGCAUUGCAGGGGAUGUCAUCCGUCGCUUGGAGGAGACGGUGCGGGAUCGGGAAGGCCAGGUGCGCGAGCUGCUCGAGUACGAACGCGAAUUCCGCAAGAUCGCGGGCGAGGUCGGCGGGAACGACGCGCUCAGUCACCUAGACGAGCUGCAGAACGACAUUGCGGAUGAAGUCGAUGCCCCCGCCACAUCGCCUACCACGUCCCGCGCGCCACGAAUGGAGGACAGCAUGCGCCAUUCGCACGGAGCGUCCGCAGAUUGGGAUGUCGAGGAACCAUCUCCCAGCACUUCCCCCACGACGACUACGUUCAAGAUACCCCCUCCACCCCCUAACCCUGUCGGUCCUCCAACUCCUGCCGCCACACUUCCCCACCUCACACAUGUCCGCACUAUCACAACAUCCCUUGUCGCGUCCCUCACGACGAUAUCGGAGCAGGCGCAGGUGACGGGAGCGGCUACGACCGAUGCCGGCCGACGCCUACGCGCGCUGAAGAACAAGCUUGGCGGUUGGAGGACAGAAUGGGAGGCCGCGGAGCGAAGUCGGCUGAAGAUAGAGAAGUGGGAACAGGACAUAGCACGGGGUGCCGUUCCCAACCGGCGGCAGGAGGUUGAGGAGCACCUCAAAGCCUUCGAGCUUGCACUCAAGGACGCUGGCCUUAAGACCGACGCCAUCAUGGCUGCCUCAUAGACGGAUCGUACAUCGGACGUCGCCUCAGUUUCGCGUCAUGCUGAGGCGGCGUCCAUCGCUACCAUGUACAUAUCUUGAUUUGCUCGUCUGAUUUAUUGACAACAUUGCUAUCCCUUCGUCUAUCUCACGAUUUACAUACACUUUCGCCAUUGUCGUCUGUGUACAUGCUCUCAACCCCCCACAAGUACAAUACCAACAUCUGUAGUCAGUCACAAGGAAUAAAGUAACCUCGGAGUCGGAACUUU